Messenger RNA from Cuscuta epithymum, 1158 nucleotides. NCBI's taxonomy places the organism in Eukaryota, Viridiplantae, Streptophyta, Magnoliopsida, Solanales, Convolvulaceae. The record is from the annotation of a GenBank genome assembly.
AAUUAGAUAGAACCACUUAAUUUUGUCUGCUUUUUCGCAUUAGUUUAAUUCUCCAACAAUCAAAUCUCGCACACCGCAUUCAUUUUAUUUAUUUUAAUCGCUGAAUUUAUUAGUUAAUUCCUGAUUCCCUUUUUCCGUCCUUGUGGAGGUGAUACUCAUACUUGCGUCCUAUAUUACUACAUAUUUUUUAGUGCGAGAAAGCUCACAUCAUUGAACUUAAAGAACAAGAGAACGAUGAAUCAAUGCAACUAAUGCCAAUUCCCGACAUUCUUCUCAACCUAGCUGAUCAAAGUGAUCCUCUCAUCACUGCAAAUAAGGUUCCUAUAGUUCCUACAUCUGCUUCUACAAUUUCACCAUCUAUUGCUUCAUCUGCUAAGAUUCCUAUAUUUUCAAAGCCAUCGUCAUCUAAAGGACGAUCAUCAAAGAGAAAGGAAAAAGCGCUAAAAGAAUCAUCUGAGAAAAUCAAAGCACCAUCAAAAGUUGAUAUGUUGUUAGUUGAUUGGGUUGAACAAGAUGAAAAGGAAAAUCUACAAAGAAUAAGCAAUGAAGAAGCACUGAUAAUGCUGAACUACAUCGGAGAACUGAAGAAGAAAGCCAUAAAGAAUUAAUGGAACUUGAUCCUGAAGAGAUAGUCCAAGGAGAAUUUUAUGAUGAUCCCCACUCCCUGAUUUACAUCAAGUUAAAGAUCUGAUCCGAAGACAUCCCAAGGAAUCCAAGAUUGAAGAUAAGUUUGAGACACCCUGGGAAAAUGUCAAGAUCGUUGUUCGUUUUCAAGAAGAUCUGCGACCAAGGAUCUGGAGGAGUGAGAAACAUAUCAAGAAGAAAGAUGAAUUAGAGCUUUAAGGAUUAGAACAUCUUGAAGGAACUGCUGCUUCAGGACAGAUAUGGAUGCUGAGGAACAUGUCUGCUGAUCAGAAUGACCCUUAUUCACAUCGUGAAAGAUUGAAAAAACAUUCCGAUUCUUCGAUCAUUGGAAUCACCUCAGUUGAAAUCCGUCAAUAUAUAUGGUUCUGUAACUAUCCAGUCAUUGAAUUUGAAAGGCAGAACGGAGUGAUUCAAAAUUCAAAGAGUCGGAAGCUGAUUUUCCUUAUGUUGUUUCCAAAGACUUAGUGCAUCUGCUCUUUGAAUACAGAAAUGUGAGAUUGAAAGACGUUCCAG